CCUCCAUCUACUGCAUUCUCCAGCUGAACCAGUCCGCUGAGCUCCCGACCAUGCCCGAGCCGGCUAAGUCCGCUCCCGCCCCGAAGAAGGGCUCCAAGAAGGCGGUGACCAAGGCGCAGAAGAAGGACGGCAAGAAGCGCAAGCGCAGCCGCAAGGAGAGCUACUCCGUGUACGUGUACAAGGUGCUCAAGCAGGUGCACCCCGACACCGGCAUCUCGUCCAAGGCCAUGGGCAUCAUGAACUCGUUCGUCAACGACAUCUUCGAGCGCAUCGCGGGCGAGGCGUCGCGCCUGGCGCAUUACAACAAGCGCUCGACCAUCACGUCCCGCGAGAUCCAGACGGCCGUGCGCCUGCUGCUGCCCGGCGAGCUGGCCAAGCACGCCGUGUCCGAGGGCACCAAGGCCGUCACCAAGUACACCAGCUCCAAGUAGACGCGCGCGCACGCGGCCUCACUCCUGACCCAAAGGCUCUUUUCAGAGCCACCCACGAUUUCCCAUAGAGA
Messenger RNA from Myotis myotis, 502 nucleotides. RefSeq names its product histone H2B type 1-C/E/F/G/I. Bases 51 to 431 code for a protein of 126 amino acids. The record is from RefSeq and is a predicted model, not a curated record. Gene Ontology annotation, cellular component: nucleosome. Gene Ontology annotation, molecular function: structural constituent of chromatin; protein heterodimerization activity; DNA binding. The transcript has a single exon. NCBI's taxonomy places the organism in Eukaryota, Metazoa, Chordata, Mammalia, Chiroptera, Vespertilionidae.